Messenger RNA from Pseudovirgaria hyperparasitica, 908 nucleotides. RefSeq lists its product as uncharacterized. The transcript has a single exon. Lineage: Eukaryota; Fungi; Ascomycota; Dothideomycetes; Acrospermales; Acrospermaceae. The coding region runs from base 83 to 823 and encodes 246 amino acids. The record is from RefSeq and is a predicted model, not a curated record.
AGCGAGAUUAUGACUAGUUUAAUGUAAAGUGAACCACAAACAACAACUUGUGUAAGUUCGCAUAUUGAAGCCCACACGCACCAUGGCAUCACGCAACAACGAAACCGAACUCGAGAACCUAGGCCAAGGAAGAUCUCGCAGCAGGGGAGAUGGUGGACUCUUUAGACCACCUGACGCACACCUUCUAAGACAACGAAGCUCUAGUGCUUCUCCUCGCCGUGUCUCUGGUCCUAAAACUUCUCGAUCCCCAUCCAGGACGGUAUCUAAUCCUCUCGGGCUUCAUGAGUCAAGCUCGACCGUGAGGAGAUCUUCUCCGGCAUUCUCACCUUCUGGGCGUCCUGGCAAUGAUGAAAGGAGACACCGCCCUGACCGUGAAGAGUUCGACGUAGGAACGGGCGCAUCGAUAUCGCUGUCAUCGUCUGCACAACACGGACAGCGUGCUAACGACGGUAGAGAAAAUCAAUGGAGGAUAAGCCAGUAUAGCGGCUCCAGAGAUCAGCGUGCAUCGGUAUCGCCAUCACCACAGCGCUCACAGAGCCGUGACUAUUAUGAUAGAGAAGGCGGACGAAGGAUGAGACAGCAUAGUGGCUCUAGAGCGUACCAUGGAUCCAGAGGACGUAGUCGGGUAGGGCGAUCCCACCAGAGUCGACAUCAUUCAGCCAGCGACACGCAUAUAACGACUCCCCAUCUGGAUGGGUCUCGCAGGGAAUACACUUCGGGAUAUGGCAGACAGAGAUCAAGCAUGCACGCGGUGCCACGAGAUGCAAACUCCCGAUGGAGUAGGUCACCUUCGGAAGAUAGUUCCGAUUGUUGCGGUUGUUGAGCCUGUUGGCUCAAGCAGAUCUGCAGAGAGAAAUGAUGUAGACUGUAAUGUUUCCCUCUUUUGUUGACUAGCAAUACAAUUUCAG